AUGGCCUUGCUUUCCGCCAUGCUAGAUCCAUCGUUUCAGAGCCAUCGCAUCGCUGAACUUCAGCUCAAGUUCGAAUCAUUACUCAGCGCAAGUCUGCUCGACGACGAGUUUGCAGAGGAUAACCCAUCACUUGACCAGUUUCGAAAAUCGUACCUUCUGGCGUUUUAUGAAUUCCACCAGUUCCCAGGACACCGGUCAUGGUUGCGAAUUAGCCGCGUCACACGCAUGGCCUACCAUGUUGGCCUAGAUCGCCUAGAUUUUAUCGCUAGUCAGAGCACUGAAUGGGCGGCUGUAAGCGACGAUGAUAUGCGAGAAUGGCGCCGACUAUGGUGGUGUCUAUAUCGCCUCGACACCUACUCGAAUCUCGCCUCCGGGGCCCCAUAUCUGAUUAACGACGACCUAAUGAACACGUCAUUCAAUCAAGAUCCGACUGCAGAUAACCCUCAGAAGAUAUUGUUGCCUACAACAUGCGAGCAGUUAUCGAACGUCCUUCCUGCUAUCAUCGCAGAUGCUCAUACGUCGACCGAGAAUAUACACAACAUCACCGUUUCCGUCCUGCGCCAGGCCGGCGCUGCGACUCGUCUGCAUCUUGUUCAACUCCCGGACGGCAUUGCUUCUCGAGUUGCUAGUGUCGAACGGCAACUGGCAAUACUGCACUUGUCGCUGCCCACCGGCUGGUUGAAUCCCCGACGGCGUGCCUUUUCCAACGAGUCGCCAGAGGAGCACCAUGGACGUAUCAUUACCGUCUUCCAUAUCCGAAUGGCUCAUUUGCUCCUUGCCAUUGUUGCAUGCGGGCAUCGGCAAGCGGGUGACUGGAUGACCAACUGGCAGCGAGUGCUUGAAGCGUGUCAGGACAUUGCCACGCUCGCGAGUCAGUGGGAUAGCGCCUUCUGCAAUAUAGUAGACCCGGCGAUUACGUUUACGACAUUUACCGCCCUCGUAUUCCUGGAUAUGCACCAAAAGUUUGACAUCACAAUGGACUAUGACCUCCUGAACAGUAUCCACCACGGCAUCACCAUUAUGCAUCUACAGCUCAAGCACUUCGGGAGUCUCUGGACCCAGGCUAAACUUCUUGCAUGUAAGUGUCCGUGUGCUGAGUAG
Messenger RNA from Cordyceps fumosorosea ARSEF 2679, 1101 nucleotides. RefSeq names its product Transcription factor. The record is from RefSeq and is a predicted model, not a curated record. Gene Ontology annotation, molecular function: zinc ion binding; DNA binding. Bases 1 to 1101 code for a protein of 366 amino acids. Gene Ontology annotation, cellular component: nucleus. NCBI's taxonomy places the organism in Eukaryota, Fungi, Ascomycota, Sordariomycetes, Hypocreales, Cordycipitaceae. The transcript has a single exon. Gene Ontology annotation, biological process: DNA-templated transcription.